Molecule: messenger RNA, 4664 nt
Organism: Doryrhamphus excisus (bluestripe pipefish)
Lineage: Eukaryota; Metazoa; Chordata; Actinopteri; Syngnathiformes; Syngnathidae
Gene: slc26a1
Product: solute carrier family 26 member 1
Biological process (GO): sulfate transmembrane transport
Cellular component (GO): membrane
Molecular function (GO): secondary active sulfate transmembrane transporter activity
Source: RefSeq, a predicted model, not a curated record
CUUACUAUAGAUAAUUUAUAUAUCGAAACGCAAAGUGUUGCGUAGGCAUGCAGAUUUUAAAACAUUUUCCCCCUGAGGUUGUACAUAAAUUGCACACAAAAGAAAUUCCAUAUUGACAAACAAAACAAACACACUAGCAUGUUAAGCAGGUUUCACCAUGGCAACCAUCACCGGCUGCACUCUCCCUCCUCCUCUCCUCUCCCCCCGCCCCCUCUUGCUAAGCUCCAGACAAGCGUAUGGGAACAAGGCGGGGGGGCUGACAGUUCCCGUCCUGCUUUGCGGUCGGAAGCAGGAAGAAGAAGAAUCCAGUGAGAAGCAGACUGAAUGAGGAUAAAAGAUGCUAGCACGGCGGAAGGAGCGAUGGCCUCCAAAUGCCAUCCAAGCUGCACCUGCUCUCAGGCUGCAUCCUCUUCCCAUCUGACACCAUGGAGGAGGUCAUCAAGCUCAAAGAAAGCCUGCCAGCUCAUCCACCAGCUGUGCUGGAGCGGCGGGUCCGCCAUCAACAACCUACAGUUUCAAUACUCAAGUCCAAGCUGAAGCAGGGCGUGAGCUGCUCUGUGCCCAGAGUAAGCUCCACCUUGACCGGCUUCUUCCCUGUGGUGCACUGGCUGCCCAAGUACAAAUUCAAAGAGUACGUUUGGGGCGAUGUCAUGUCCGGUUUGAUUGUGGGUAUCAUCUUGGUUCCGCAAGCCAUCGCCUACUGCCUGCUGGCUGGAGUGGAGCCCAUCUAUGGCUUAUACACUUCUUUUUACGCCAACAUCAUCUACUUCCUGAUGGGAACAUCCAGACAUGUUUCUGUUGGCAUCUUUAGCCUGAUGAGCCUCAUGGUUGGACAGGUGGUUGACAAAGAGGUGUUCCUUGCUGGAUUUGACCUCAAUGAAGAGUCCUCCGGUCCUCAAGUCUUCAAUGGUUCAUUCGGGAUCAACCUCACUAGCAGUCAUGCUCAUAGUGUGGAGAUAAUGGGUGUGCAGUGUGGGAAGGAGUGUUAUGCUAUUAGCAUUGCUGCUGCCCUCACCUUUCUGGCUGGUAUCUACCAGGUCAUGAUGGCCAUCUUUCGGCUGGGCUUCGUCUCUGUCUACCUUUCGGCUCCCAUGCUGGAUGGUUUUGCCACAGGAGCCUCUUUCACCAUCCUGACCGUGCAAGCCAAAUACCUCCUGGGUCUGAAGAUUCCUCGUCAUCAGGGCUACGGGACAGUUCUUGUAACCUGGUUCAACAUCUUCGCCAACAUUCACAAGACCAACCUGUGCGACCUUAUCACCAGUGCCAUCUGUAUCGCCAUAUUAGUGGCAGGGAAAGAGAUCCAGGAGCGCUACAAAGAUCGCCUAAAGAUCCCGCUGCCGACUGAGCUGGUUGUGGUCGCCGGAGCCACGCUGGCCAGUCACUUUGGGAAUCUCAACCAGCAUUAUGGCACCAGUGUUUCGGGACACAUCCCCACUGGUUUCAUCCCUCCUCAGGUGCCCAGCUUUGGUCUGAUGUCAAGGGUGGCCCUGGAUGCCAUUCCUCUAGCUGUCAUCAGCUUUGCCUUCACUGUGUCGCUGUCCGAGAUGUUUGCGAAGAAAAAUGGCUACACAGUUCGUCCCAACCAGGAGAUGCUGGCCAUCGGCUGCUGUAACAUCAUCCCGUCAUUCUUCCAUUGCUUCACCACGAGUGCAGCUUUGGCAAAAACAAUGGUGAAGGACUCAACAGGCUGUCAGACACAGGUCUCCAGUCUGAUCAGCGCCUUGGUUGUUCUGCUGGUCUUGCUGUUCUUCGCGCCUUUCUUCUAUGCUCUCCAGAAGUGCGUCCUCGCCUGUAUCAUCAUUGUCAGCCUUCGCGGCGCACUCAGGAAGUUCAAGGACGUCCCCUCUAAGUGGCGUGCGAGCAAGAACGACGCCGUGGUUUGGUUGGUUACCAUGUCAGCCACGGCUCUGAUCAGCAUUGAGCUUGGCCUCCUGGUCGGAAUCACCUUUUCUAUGAUGUGUAUCAUCUAUAAGACCCAAAGGCCUAAGGUCUCUCUCCUGGGUCGGGCCAGUGAUUCUGAUCUUUAUGAGGAUGUGGAAGAGUACCAAAACCUCGUCCCACCAUCCCACGUGAAGGUCUUCCGCUUCCAGGCUCCCCUCUACUAUGCCAACAAAGAAAGCUUCCUGAAAGCGCUCUAUAAAGCUGUCGGCGUGACGCCCUUCUUGGAGAAAACCAGGAGGAGAAAAGCAGAGAAGAAGGCCAAAAUGAUGUCCAUGACGCAGGCGAACGGGGACACCAACAACGGAGAGGUAGUUGUAGGACUCGUUGAGAGAGAACUUGACUUCCACACCAUCAUUUUGGACUGCUCGGCCAUCCCUUUCAUAGACUCCACCGGCAUGGCCGCCUUUAAAGGACUGCUCAAGGAGUUUGAGGAGAUUGGCGUAAGAGUGGUCCUCGCCAGUUGUAACACCUCCCUCAUCGAUACGCUGAAGAAGGGACAGUUUUUUGGGAAGGAUGGCAAAGACGUGAGCAACAUGCUGUUUCACACCGUCCACCAUGCGGUCCUACAAACAAACAAGCAGCCAACAAACACAAUAUGUGACACAGCAGACAGAAACUCCAACGGAGACAACAAUGUUGUGUAGAAGGAAGACAUCUAAAAGUAUGGUGGCUUGUUCGGGACACAAAUGGCAAAAGGUCCAUUUGACAGCUUUGAUGUAAGUUUUUGUCCUGAAGAGAACAAACCAAAGGCCCAACAAGGUUGGUACUCAGUAGAGCACAGACCUCCUCCAAGGCAAUGGUGCAGCAAUGGUCAAGUAUUUGUGGCAGUAGGACUCCCUAUUGCAUACAUAUUCUAUAACUACUACCUUUUUAGCAAAGAAUUAGCAUCUUUGUUGCAUCAAGUAACUGUCAGUCCAGUCACAUACAGUCGUCCCUCAUUGGGGUUUGAAUUAUGGCUUAUUAUUAGUCAAAAAAUAUUGAAAGACAAAUCAUAUGUAGCUUUCUGUUCUCUCGGCAUCAGUAAUGUUACAUUGAUGAGAUUUAUUUAUAUUACAUGACCUUAACUUGCAGCCUUGGAUUCUUGCAGUCUGAGAUGACACAGUGGAAAAACAAUUCUACUCGCAUUCUGUGUGGAAGUGUUUUUUUUUUUACUUCUUUCUUUGUCCAUAUUCAGUUUAAAACCUAUUCUUAAGUUUAGUUUAGUUGAACUAAAUUGGAGGCUAACUUGUUAGCUCCGUAGUUUAUUGUUGUUAAAGCAGCAGCCGUCUCUUGUGUCACUUCAGAGAUCUCAGUGUUGCGCAAAGGGGUAUAAACAAAGCUAUCAGUAUUGUCGGGAGUGUGCGUCAAUGUAUGGCAAAUUAAUAUUAGACUGGCUGUUAUGUAUAUCAAUCAAGAAUGAGUGAGAGGCUAGCUUUAUUUUAUUUUGAUGCCAUGCAAUGGACCCACAUUACUUUCAAGAUACAAGAAGAAGGCUAAUGACAAUGCUAACUGUGAGUUAAAAUGUCUCCAAGUAUAAGGUGACUAUAGGGGUGUUAUUUAAUGUUGGCAGGGCUCUAGUAAUGUUAAUUAGAAGGUCUUAAACAGUUUUUCUAUGCUCUAGCUACAAAAAUACUACAUGUAUUAAUAUUGAAUCCCACUUUGAGGAAAUAUAUCUGUCAAGGGGCAGGAACCAAUCAAAUUAAAUAAUCGAGGGACGGCUGUACACACAGAAAGUAUCUCUUUGACAAAGCAAACAACUACAAAUUAAUUAUUUCAAUGAUCACAUUGAAUCAGCGAAUGCCAAACAUGGCCUAGUAUUUGAACAAGUUGAGUCGAUGCCAAAGAGGUCAAUUUCGGUCUCAUCUGACCACGCCACAUCCUCCGAAGCCUCGACUGAGUUGUGUCAUUGUCAAACCUCAGACAGUGACGUACAACUGUCUUCCCAAGCAGGGUGAUCUCGACCUGAGUUGUCAUAGUAAUGUUCUUCCUGCUGACUGCGCUCCCAACUCCCUUGACAUCAUUUACCUUAUAAUUCUGGGCUGGUCCCUCACCUUUCUCACAUUGUUCUUUACCACUUGAGAUGAACUUUUGCAUGGUCUUGACCAUAAAAAUGAUUUAAUUUUUGAAACGUCACACAAUCAGCAGGGGAUGAAACACUGUUUGCGGUCCAAUACAUUACAGACAUCAUCAUCUACAAAUAAUGCUUUAUGUUUAUAAGUUCUUUCAUCAUUGGUUGCAUUUUCCACAUUUCUUAAAAUCAUUAGCCGAUGAUGCAGAUGUUUGCUCAGUGUGUCAAUAAUAGCACUAAUCCAGGUGGCCGGAGUUCACACUUUGUUAUUUAACAGACGCCAAUUAUUACCUAGGGCCUAAAAAUCAUUUCUUAAAAUGUUCAACUCAUGAUUGUGUUGCAGGAGAAAACACGCACUGAGAGUUCUGCCUCAAAAUCUCUAUUUUGUGCUAACUAAUGGGACUAAUAUUGCAUGUUUUCUCAUAUAAAUAAUGUUUUCAAAAGUUUUCACUGAGAGCAAGACGGUUUAUUUUGUUAUUUAGUAUUUUUCCUAAUCAAACUGAUGUGUUGGAAUAAUACUCGGUUUGUCCGAUUGUGCAAUCUAGACUGAACAUGAUUAAGGAAUGUAAUUACUUUAAUGAUAUGUUAAUGUAAAUAAUUCACAUUUUAUAUGUUUCUGUAUUUUCCUUAGCAAAUGGUUUUUUAUGCAUUUGUACAAGUUUAAAUGUGUGAUAUC